This is a messenger RNA of Vigna radiata var. radiata (mung bean), 391 nucleotides long. RefSeq lists its product as uncharacterized. Lineage: Eukaryota; Viridiplantae; Streptophyta; Magnoliopsida; Fabales; Fabaceae. The transcript has a single exon. The record is from RefSeq and is a predicted model, not a curated record. Bases 25 to 381 code for a protein of 118 amino acids.
GCACGUUGAAAUCUCGAUCAACUAAUGGCUGACAAUGGAGAUAAGUCUAAUAAUAAAGGGAAACGUGUGCUUUCCCUUUAUGAUCUCAAUUCCAAUGAUAAUCCAGAAAACAUCAUCACUCAAGUUCAAUUGCGAGGCGAGAAUUACGAGGAAUGGGCUCGUGCCAUGCGAACCUCCUUGCGUGCUAGAAGAAAGUGGAGUUUCGUUGAAGGCACGGUUGAACGGCCAAAAGAAGGGACAACAGAACUUGAGGAUUGGUGGACAAUCCAAUCUAUGUUGAUUUCAUGGAUUCUCAAUACCAUAGAGCCAAGCCUGCGAUCUACGAUUUCAUACGCGGAGAAUGUGAAGGACCUGUGGAAUGAUAUCAAGGAAAGAUUCUGAUUGCUAAUGG